AUGCCUCCUCGUCCUCGACUAGUAUUUCUUCCCAAAAAGCCACCCAUCCCAUCCCGACUUUCCCCUCUUCUUUUCUCUUCCAUGUCCUCCGACUUCAAGAUUGCCGUCUCCCAUAAGAGAGAUAUUUCCAUUGACGAUCAAAGCCCUCGCAAGAAAAUGGCCCAGCAAAGCACUGGCAAGUGCCCCGUCGUGCACACUGCCGACACUGGCAGAAAGAACCCCGACUGGUGGCCCAACGCUGUCAAGCUCAACAUCCUCCGCCAGCACAACCCUUCUAGCAACCCCUACGGCCCCGACUUUGACUAUGCCGCGGCCUUCAAGACUCUCGACUACAAUGCCCUCAAGAAGGAUCUCCAUGACCUCAUGACCGACUCCCAGGACUGGUGGCCUGCUGACUUCGGUCACUAUGGCGGUCUCUUCAUCCGUAUGAGUUGGCACGCCGCCGGUACCUACCGUGUCUUUGAUGGCCGCGGUGGUGGCGGUGAGGGCCAGCAGCGUUUUGCUCCCCUCAACAGCUGGCCCGACAACGGUAACCUGGACAAGGCCCGUCGUCUUCUCUGGCCCAUUAAGCAGAAGUACGGCAACAAGAUCAGCUGGGCUGAUCUGCUCGUCCUGACCGGCAACGUCGCUCUCGAGUCCAUGGGUUUCAAGACCUUUGGUUUCGCCGGUGGUCGCGCUGAUACCUGGGAGUCUGACGAGGCCGUCUACUGGGGUUCUGAGCCCGAGUGGAUGACUGACAGCCACCGUUACGGCAAGGACUCCUCCGGCAAGCGUGACCCCGAGAGCCUCGAGAAGCCUCUUGGUGCCCAGAUCAUGGGUCUCAUCUACGUCAACCCUGGUGUUGAAGACCCCGUCACUGCCGCCCACGACAUCCGCACCACCUUCGGUCGCAUGGCCAUGAAUGACGAGGAGACUGUUGCUCUCAUCGCUGGUGGUCACACCUUUGGCAAGACCCACGGUGCUGCCCCUGACAGCAACGUUGGUGCCGAGCCUGCUGGCGCUGGCAUUGAGGCCCAGGGCUUCGGAUGGAAGAACGGCCACAACUCCGGCAAGGGCCCCGACGCCAUCACCUCUGGUCUCGAGGUCAUUUGGACCAAGACCCCUACCAAGUGGAGCAACCAGUUCUUCGAGUACCUCUUCAAGUACGAGUGGGAGCUCACCAAGAGCCCUGCUGGCGCCCCCCAGUGGGUUGCCAAGAACGCUGAGCCCUUCAUUCCCGAUGCCUUUGACUCCAACAAGAAGCAUCUCCCCAGAAUGUUGACGACUGACCUGUCACUCCGCGUGGAUCCUGCCUACGAGAAGAUCUCUCGCCGCUUCCUUGAGAACCCCGACCAGUUCGCUGAUGCCUUUGCCCGUGCCUGGUUCAAGCUGCUGCACCGCGAUCUCGGCCCCAAGGCUCUCUACCUUGGCCCCGAGGUUCCCUCUGAGGACCUCCUCUGGCAGGACCCCAUCCCUGCGCUCAACCACCCCGUCAUCGAUAACAACGAUGCCGCUUCUCUCAAGAAGGCUAUCCUCGACACUGGCCUCAGCACCUCCAAGCUCGUCUCCACUGCCUGGGCCUCUGCCUCUACUUUCCGUGGCAGCGACAAGCGUGGUGGUGCCAACGGUUCUCGCAUCCGCCUCGCUCCCAUGAAGGACUGGGAGGUCAACAACCCCUCUCAGCUCUCCGAGGUCCUCAGCCAGCUCGAGGGUAUCCAGAAGAAGUUUAACGACUCCCAGAGCGGCGGCAAGCGCGUCUCCAUUGCCGAUCUUAUCGUCCUUGCCGGUGCCGCCGGUGUUGAGCAGGCUGCCAAGGGUGCCGGUAUCGAUGUUACCGUCCCCUUCACUGCCGGCCGCAUGGAUGCCACCCAGGAGCAGACCGACAUCGAGUCCAACAACUACCUUGAGCCCAUCGCCGAUGGCUUCCGCAACUACACCGGCCGCGCUGCCAUUGACCGUCUGGAGCACUGGAUCGUUGACCGCGCUCAGCUGCUCACUCUUACUCCUCCUGAGCUCGCUGUCCUCGUUGGUGGUCUCCGCAGCAUCAACGUCAACUACGACGGCUCCUCCAACGGCGUUCUCACCUCGCGCCCUGGUACCCUGAGCAGCGAUUUCUUCACCAACCUCCUCGACAUGAACACUGUCUGGGAGCCCAUUCAGCCCGAGUCUGGUGUCUACAAGGGCAGCGACCGCAAGUCUGGCGAGCAGAAAUGGACUGCCACCCGUGUUGACCUCAUCUUUGGCUCGCACGCUGAGCUCCGCGCUCUGGGCGAGGUUUACGCCCAGCCCGACAAUGCUCAGAAGUUUGUCAAGGACUUUGUUGCCGCUUGGGACAAGGUCAUGAACCUCGACCGCUUCGACCUCCAGCCUGCCAGCAAGCCCCGUCUGUAA
Akanthomyces muscarius is the source of this 2370-nucleotide messenger RNA. RefSeq lists its product as uncharacterized. Gene Ontology annotation, cellular component: cytosol. The record is from RefSeq and is a predicted model, not a curated record. NCBI's taxonomy places the organism in Eukaryota, Fungi, Ascomycota, Sordariomycetes, Hypocreales, Cordycipitaceae. The transcript has 4 exons. Gene Ontology annotation, molecular function: catalase activity; heme binding. The coding region runs from base 1 to 2370 and encodes 789 amino acids. Gene Ontology annotation, biological process: hydrogen peroxide catabolic process; cellular response to hydrogen peroxide.